Messenger RNA from Puccinia graminis f. sp. tritici CRL 75-36-700-3, 1621 nucleotides. RefSeq lists its product as uncharacterized. Bases 116 to 1312 code for a protein of 398 amino acids. The transcript has 2 exons. Lineage: Eukaryota; Fungi; Basidiomycota; Pucciniomycetes; Pucciniales; Pucciniaceae. The record is from RefSeq and is a predicted model, not a curated record.
CCCAACCUUAACUGCAAGCUUCCCUCGGCCAACUCAUUCGUUUCACCUCCACCAACCACCAUCCCUCUCGCUCCAAGACCACGACGAAAACAAAAGAACGCAACCAGUCUUGAAUAUGCCUACCUGGAUCACUAGCCUCAUCAUAUCAUCAAUCACCUUCACUGGCUCGGUCAUCGCCCAGGCCGGUACUAAUGCCACUACCCAACUUCCCUCCAACCUUGCCAACUUACCCGGAUUCGACUCGACCAAUAAUCUGACCACCGCAUCUAACCAUUCCUUGGCUGGAUAUAAUACCACCGACAGCAACACCACCACCACUCACUCCAACCCGGGCGCGAACCUCCGGAUCCCGACGACGAUCUCUCAAAGCUGUCAAGACUUCCUCGGCCACCUGAAUUCGAACCCGAACAUCACCUCCUGCACCGCCCCACUGCUCAAUGCGACUGCCUCCUUUGCCAGCGGGCCCAAGUCGGUGACCCGCGACCAGGUCAAGAAGGCGUUUGAUGGACUGUGCGGUUCGAAUAGUGGCUCGGGAUGUGCCCCACACAUGAUGUAUACGAUCCUCAACCAGUUCUCUAGCGCCUGUAAUCUCGAACUCCAGACCGGCGUCGAGGCGGUCCGAAUGGCCUACGAUGUGCUUUACAUCCUGACCCCAUACCGGGUCGCAUUGUGUUCGAAGGACCCGACCACGGGCGAUUACUGUCCAUCGGUUAUCGCUGCCGCUGUCGUCAAUGGCACUGCCUCGCCCGCCAGUGGCAAGUCCGCCAACUCUUCGGCAUCUGACUUUGGCGCGAUGGUCAGCUCGGUCUUUGGGGACAAGCUGGUCACUCAGCUCGGCGGCUCAUCCGGCCCACACCCCUCGCUGCACACCCGAGACACGGUCCCACAGAACUCGAGCGGAUCCAAUCCGAGCCCCGGAACCAGCCAACAACAGGUGUUCAAUCCGAACCCAGACACAUACACGAACACCAACUUGGCCUUCCUCUUCCUGAGCGCCUAUCUGCCCGACGCUGCGCUCUGCAAGCCUUGUACCCAGUCCGUCCUGGCCGCCUACAUCGGCUUCGAGCAGGCCACCCCUCACUUCGGCGGCCUCUCCUCCUCCGGCUACCUCUCCGGUCAGCUCAAGCUUUGGCAGGCCGUCAGCGCCCGCUGCGGGGCCCCCUUCAUCGAGGCUAUCAACCAGGAGGCCGGGAUCAUGUCCAUCCUCACGACCUCCGCCGCCGCCGCUUUCAACCUCCUCCUCAAGAACUCUUCCUCCUUCGCUCUCGCCGCUCUUCUAUUCAUCUCUAUCAAAUCCCUCAACCUCUUUUAACAUCCUUCCUCACAUCGUCACUCAAAAUUCAUACGAACCCAUUGCUGUUUUUUUACGCUUAAUCUCACGAUCUACAUUCCUUUUGUUUUUUGUUCUCACGACUUGUUCUGGGUUCGUGUAUAUCUUUAUCUCCCAUCCACCCCUCCCACUCCCUUUGUUAUUCCCGAGUCUAUCCAAUAGAUUCUGCUGUUAUCCUCCCUCCCUUGUCCACACCCUUUUUGCUCUUUUCUCUUUCUCUUUUUUCUUGUUUGGGUUUUAUGACAUCCCACCAUCGUUCAUCUUUUUUUUUUGGUUGUUCUUCUUUCCCGG